AUGCUGAACAAACGUCAGGCGGGAACCUCAAGUCAUGGUUUACCUACGGAAAGUCACCCAGUGUCGUGGUGCAUUCCUGUUGUGGCGUCUCCUUCACGACCAGGCCUAGAUUAUCAGCAGCUUGUACCUGCUCCAUUACAGACAAUACGAGCUGCAUAUGCUGAGCUUGGUCGCCGUGUUACGGUAGCCCUCCGCACACAGAUUGGGGAUCACACGGUUAGGGUGAUGUGGCAUGCGGACAUUUUCGUGCCGGCUGAACAUAUCACCAUUGAAAACAGUCUGCAAAGUAUGAUAGAUCAUCUGGAUGAUGCAGCUCGUCAGUCAGUGGACCCACCAGAUGCUCCACCAAUACAGGCAUCUUAUGUGGUGCCGACUGGGCGACCAGGAUGCCCCCGUAUCGAAAUCGAGCCAUUCAUUAUAGCACCUGCUAUUGAACUUUGUGGCCCAACACACCUUGCAGCAGUGUUUCAAGUAUCAACACAAACUGUGCUUCGCCGUGCCUUGGAGUGUGGCCUAGUAGAGCCGGGAGCUCCAGUGUAUGUUGAUUAUGAAGCCGAAGAUGGGACUGUGACGCCAUUUUACACAUCAUCAACUGCUCCAACUUCUGACCUCUUAGAUGAUGAGCGGGAUGGGUACUUCGGUCGUGUUGUUACACGGGGGGUCUUAGGCGUGGGCGACGUAUCUGUUUCCCGUGAGAUCCAGCUGAGUGACGAGUCCGUCCAACUUCGCAUUACCGAUGUUAACUAUCUGAAACCGACAGAAGUCGGGGGAUUAGUGGGAACAGCGUUCGCAACGCAGGUCAUGGAACAACAGCAGGAACACGAAGGGAAGCGACUCUUCUCUGGUGGACGUGCUACUGGGGCUUUAACUGAAUUCGGUUGCUCAAUCACGACCACUGUGUUCUGUUGGUCAAUCAUGGACGUUGAUAGGAAUGACUUGAGGCCAUUACAGUACGGGCACCUUAUUCUAUGAUGAUACUCCCUUGUAUGGAUUAGAUGAAGGUACACUGGGGAUAUCUGCUGAUACCACGUUCAGCUAUCAACGCUCGCAAUUGCGACCAAAAACUUAUCAACUUGUGAGGCCCAUGAACUAU
Messenger RNA from Suillus paluster, 1093 nucleotides. RefSeq lists its product as uncharacterized. Bases 1 to 972 code for a protein of 323 amino acids. Lineage: Eukaryota; Fungi; Basidiomycota; Agaricomycetes; Boletales; Suillaceae. The record is from RefSeq and is a predicted model, not a curated record. The transcript is spliced from 5 exons.